This is a messenger RNA of Prorocentrum cordatum, 1254 nucleotides long. NCBI's taxonomy places the organism in Eukaryota, Dinophyceae, Prorocentrales, Prorocentraceae. The record is from the annotation of a GenBank genome assembly.
AUGUUGCCGCCGCUCCUCGCCCUGGCGGCGCUCGCGCUGGCCUUGGGCCCCGCCCGCGGCUCCCGGCUCGCCGCGGGCGGGGGCGGCGGGCCCUCCACGGGGGCCCUGGCCCUCCUGAGGCCGCCGCCGCUCGCCCAGGGCGGGCCCGCGGCUCCGCCGGAGCAGGGCGCCGGGGCUCAGCUCCUAGGCCUGCUCCGGCGCGCCGCGGCGCGCGGCGGUCUGGAGGAGCAUAGCGAGGCGUUGGUCAGCUGGGCGCGGCACGCCUCCCUGAUCGGCGGGGGCUCCCGGGAGGCCACGCUGAAGGAGCCAAACCACUUCCGCAACCCGCACGUGUGGGGACCCGUCGCCUGGUUCUUCCUGCACGACGUGGCUUUCGCACAGGAGCAGGAGAUCCCGGAUGAGCAGCAAGAGAAGUUGAGAUUCUUCUUCACGGACGAGGUGGCUGACAUCAUGCCUUGUGACGAGUGCCAGACGCGAACCCGCCGGAUCAUCAAGAGCAUGCAGCCAAUAGCUGAAGACACAUGGUCUAAUCGGACCAAGCUUAUCAUGUGGGUCAUAAUGUUCCACAAUCACGUCAAUCUGGACAUGGAGAAGCAGGUUCUGCCCCCCGAGCGUGUGUUAGGACACUACGUCGCAAUGUUUGACCGGGCUGAGCCCGUGGCGAUAACAUUCGACCCGAGCACAGAUUCGGGGAGAGAUCCACAGGAGGCUUUUCCGACAGUGUGGCACGCCGGCGGGAUGAAGACGCCUGAGAUCAUUAGAUUCCGCAUGCCGAAAGUCUGGGGCCCUGUUGGCUGGUUCUUCCUGCAGACGUUGGCUCUCGCGCAGGAAGAUUCCGCCCCAGCGAACUCCAAGGCGGCCCUCGUGCAUUUCUACACCAAGUCGCUGUCCUUCGUUUUGCCGUGCCCAUUCUGUGGCAUGCACCUGAGAGGCCACCUGGACGAAGGGCGAUCGCCCCUGCCGACAACGAACAUGACCCGCUCGGAGCUCGCACGGUGGGUCAGCGACCUACACAACGUCGUCAACAGGGAGAAGAAGGAGCCGUCCCCGCAGUUCCCGUGGGCCAAGGUGGUCGUCGGCUUCAACGGCCAGUACGAAUUGGGCCCGCCCAUCGACGUCUACCUGGGCAACGGGGGCCCUCUGAGGACCCCCUCUGGCGGCCACGCGCCGAAGUCGGCGGCCCCGCGCCGCGCCCGCGCGCGCGCCCCGGCCGCGGCGGCAACCCUGGCGGCCUGCUUGUUGGUAGCGGCGUAG